AUGACUCGACUACUCCACCGCAUUGCGGGCUUCGCAGUUCUAGCUUGGGCAACUAUCGCAAACGCUCAAUCACUACUCAACACCAGCACUCCUGGCAUCCAGGACAUCGACUUCGGAGUCGGAUGCGGUGAAAGUGUCGACUACCCGACGUUCACCGACGACUCGACCACUCAGCCGCGGUUUGCGUACACGGUCUCGAAUAGUCUGGCGCAGUUCAUCUCGGUGCACUUCACCAAUUUCAAUCUUCCAAGAACCGACUACGUACAGAUCCGUGCGGCCAACGCAAACGACCCGGAAAAGACUGUGCUAAGAUACAACGGGGGCGACACCAGCGGUGCCUUCUACUCCACAGCUCUACAGACUACGUCCAUCGUCGUAGAACUCUUCACUGCAAGCACCGACCCCAGUGUUGGCGCGCAGCCUGUGAACACGUUCCUGUGCAUGGGGUUUACCGUUGAUAACUACCGUUUCCUAGCGCAACCAGCAAACAACGCUUUGUCCAAGCUAGAGGAGGUGUGCGGCGCAGAUGAAAGCCAGCAAGCCGUAUGCUACGUAGCUGACGUCAAUGCGUUCAAAGCUGCAGGUGCUGUGGCGCGCUUGUUGAUCCACAAAUCUACUGGUUCUUUCUUCUGUACAGGCUGGCUGGUAGGCUCUGAAGGCCACCUCAUGACGAACCACCACUGUAUCUCACAACAGGCACAUGCUAGCAAUACGGAGUUUGAAUUCAAAGCCCAAGGUGCGACUUGCAGUACUAACUGCAACAGGGGUAUGGCAUGUGGUGGCGCAGUGCGAGCAAGGUCUUCAACACUCAUCUACGCCGACGCAGCGCUCGACUAUGCUUUAGUGAAACUACCAAUUAACUUGUCCGGGGAGUACGGCUACUUGCAGAUGCGUGAGACGGGAGCAGUACUUUCGGAACGGAUCUACAUUCCUCAACACCCUGCCGGAUGGGGCAAACGUAUCGCUAUUAAGACGGAUAAUGGCUGGGGGACAGUGACUUCGUUGACCAGGAGCGGCUGUGCCAGGGACCAGGUUGCGUACAUGCUUGACACACAGGGUGGUUCUUCUGGUUCACCCGUUCUUGCUUGGUCCGACAAUACAGUCGUCGCCUUGCACCAUUGCGGUGGAUGCCCCAACACGGCUAUCAACAGCAACAAGCUUAUCAACGACAUGAGGACGCGCAACAUCCUUCCGGAAAGUGCUGUGUACUCUGGCGCGACUUUAGCUCCGACUUCGGCUCCUACUACUUCACCUCCCACUCAACCACCUACUUCAGCCCCUGCACCAACCACCAAGACGAAAGUUGAUGGUACGAUCACCUCGACUGCCACAUUCACGUCCGUGGACUAUGUGGACUUUAACCUUGCGUCUGAGGCAGCGGUGGAGCUUGAUAUUCUCUCAAUGGAAGAGAAGACAGGUGGAGGCUACGUGGAUGUUAACGGGGAUUGCAACGCUGGUUACCUUGACUCCAGCAUCGUCCUCUUUAGCGUUAACACGGCCACCGGAGCGAUGACAGCCAUAUCAGCAAAUGACAACGCUCCCAACGGCUAUGGCAGUGCCGAUGGAUCGAUCAGCAACGUCGACUCGUAUCUGUACGUGAAACUUCCGGCUGGUAACUACCGAUUGGCAGUGAGUACAUCGGGUCUCACUCCGACACAAGCAGCGAACAAACAAAUGCCCUUGUCGCCCAAUGUUCGCGUUUGUGACAAAGGAACGUCAAACUACGGCAGCUACAGACUCACUAUCAGUACCAGCGCGGCUGUGACGACAACUGCACCAGGCAGCUACAUCGGUUCUCAAUGCAACGUCGUGGCUCCGAACGCUCCAUACAGACAAUGCCCGUACCACCGUGAAGCAGCUCUCGCCUACGCCACUGGGGUCGAGGGAUCCAUCAUCCGUCGUCAAAGUACGGUGUCCGUCGACUACAUCCCAUUCACGCUACCUGCUUUCAACCGUAUUACAGUGGAGAUCGCAUCGUAUGGAAGUGCUGAUGGCAACAUCUUCAUGGAUGUCAAUGGGAACUGCCAAAGUGCGUACAUCGAUGCUGUAGCUUAUCUCUUCAAAGCCAACUCUGCUGGUUUAUCAGCCGCUGAUCUUGUGAACUCUGGUGACGACGAUGACAACUUUGUGAAGCGCACUCACUACCGCUCCAUCAGCUUCCGUGACCCGUUCAUGUCGUUGGCUUUGCCAAAGGGCAACUACGUUCUCGUUGUAGGACGGUACCCACUGAGUCUCGAAGAUGCCAUCGCACGCACCAGCUCAACUUCUGUUGAUAAGCUCACACCUGAAUCAUGUGGUAAAAAGUCGGAUCGCGGUAACUACCUUGCCAUCUUGAGUUCUGCAGACAAGAUGAAUAUCACCUCACCCCGCUCAUUUUCCGGCAGUCGAUGCCCCAGCAGUGUUGGCAAACAGGUUUGCACAGCUUAA
Messenger RNA from Phytophthora nicotianae INRA-310, 2427 nucleotides. RefSeq lists its product as hypothetical. Bases 1 to 2427 code for a protein of 808 amino acids. Lineage: Eukaryota; Oomycota; Peronosporomycetes; Peronosporales; Peronosporaceae. Gene Ontology annotation, biological process: proteolysis. The transcript has a single exon. The record is from RefSeq and is a predicted model, not a curated record. Gene Ontology annotation, molecular function: serine-type peptidase activity.